Vollenhovia emeryi is the source of this 6060-nucleotide messenger RNA. It is a transcript of the gene SoxN, whose product is annotated as transcription factor Sox-2. The coding region runs from base 1079 to 2515 and encodes 478 amino acids. Gene Ontology annotation, molecular function: DNA-binding transcription factor activity, RNA polymerase II-specific; RNA polymerase II cis-regulatory region sequence-specific DNA binding. Gene Ontology annotation, biological process: cell differentiation; anatomical structure morphogenesis; regulation of DNA-templated transcription. Lineage: Eukaryota; Metazoa; Arthropoda; Insecta; Hymenoptera; Formicidae. The transcript has 2 exons. The record is from RefSeq and is a predicted model, not a curated record.
CUACGUCGGACUGUUCCUUCGUUGUCGUUGUCGUCCAGCGGUGACGAGUGGGCAGGCAGUGGUACGAAAUAAAAGCAUCGUCACCGCUUUUAGUCGUACGCACUGCGAUUAGCAACGACCCUCGGGUGGGAUCGUUGACGGAGUAUAGUGCGUAAAAAAACGUGCGGGUGGGAAAACUUAGGGAUUCUCGAACAGCGGGAGUACGCGUGAAUUCUGCCAGUUGGACCAGUCUUCACGUUAUUCCGUUUCCGGCUCGGGUUUCUCGUGCCACGCGCUCGCCGUUUGAGGGUGCCAUCGUCUAGUUUCAAAGGCGACCGCCGCUCCGAGGCACUCGCGCUUAGUUGGCGCGUCGUUGCCGCAUUGUCGUGACGCGAUUCGUCGAGCGUACAGUGGCCCGCAGCCAGUCAGAGUGGCUGGCGAAUGGUACGGAGUGGUGAGAGACUAGCAGUGAGGGGAAGAAAGUGUUAGUCUCGUACGGACGUCGUCGGCGAGCGGGUCGCUCUCGAAGCCUCUCUCUUCGCGAUCUGCAGGGGGAAAAGACGAGAAGAAUACGAGUGACUGCAUUCAAAAUGACGUGUAGAAGACUAUAUCGAUAGUACGAUGAUCACGACUGGUGUCCGUCGAGACUGUAUUCACAUGGGAUUGAUUGCCUUGUGAACAUCCGCGAUUUGAGCUCGACGUCUGCUGCACAGAACCAACUGGUGAACACGAGCCGCAUUGGUACCACGGUAUGACCAUUCGUGGCUAUCGUAUCAUUUGACGCGACCGUGCGAUGGAUUGAUCAACACCCUGUGACCACAACGUGUGUGUGCGCGCGCGCGCGUUUGGCGAUCGUUCCUUUUCGGGGGUGUCUUGGUAGUGAUUUAAUUGCCGGUGACUUGAAGAAUUCGCGGUUGAUUUUCAUGCGAUCGUCUCGCGAGCGGAGGUGAAACGCAGUGACGAGUGGUGAUCGUGAUUCCGGACAACGCGGCGAUCCACCUAGGUGGAUCGAUAUUGACUCGGCGUGCCCCGUUGAUUUUCUUCGUCGUCGAACAGUACUAGAAAGGGCAGCAAACUGUACGGGCACAGGCAGGAAGAGAUGCACACGAUGGAGACGGACAUGAAGGGCGGCAGCCUGCAUGCCCAGAUACCACCACCGCAUACGCACCAGGGUGUUUCGCCGAUGGGUCAUCACGGCAUGACCCAUCCCUCUUACGGAUCUAUGAGCGGGUUGGUCCACAAUCCCGCGCUGUCUGGGAGUCCGCCCGGCGCGGGUGGCUUGGGUCUCAGUCUUCAACAUCAUCAUCAGACCUCGCAUCAUUACGCAUCCUUACAUGCCGUCGCCGCCGCAGCCGUUCAACAGCAGCAGCAGCAGCAGCAACAGCAGCAGCAGCAGCAGAGCAUGCACGCAAUGGCGGCCCAGCAGAGCGCCCAGCAGCAGCAGCAUCAUCCGCAUCAGCCGCCGCAGCAGCAAUCGCAAUCGCAACAUCAUCAAGCUAACAAUCAUAAUAAUCCAAAUCCUAGCAAUUCCUCCAACGCCAAGAAUAACAACAUGGACCGCGUGAAGAGGCCGAUGAAUGCCUUCAUGGUAUGGUCGCGAGGUCAACGGCGCAAGAUGGCCCAGGAGAAUCCUAAGAUGCACAAUUCCGAGAUAUCGAAGCGCCUCGGAGCCGAGUGGAAGCUUCUCAGCGAGGCGGAGAAGCGCCCGUUCAUCGACGAGGCGAAGAGAUUACGCGCGGUACACAUGAAGGAGCACCCGGACUACAAGUACCGGCCGCGUCGCAAGACAAAGACGCUGAUCAAGAAGGACAAGUUCCAGCUGGGCGGAGGGGUCGCCGGCGUUGGCGGCAUGCUCGGCGUUGAUCAGCGGCAGGUCGGCACUAGCGGUGGGCCGCAGCAGCCGCAAUUGCCCCGCGACGUUUAUCAGAUGCCCAGCGGCUACAUGCCCAACGGUUAUAUGAUGCACGAUCCAACGGCCGCGUACCAGCAGCACGUCGCGUACGGCAGUCACAUGCACGGUGCUGGCGCGGCGGCCACCGCCGCUUAUCCGAGGUACGACGCCAUGAACCACAUGGGCAGCGGCAGUCCUGGCUCCAUCAACACCUACAUGAACGGCUACGCUGGAUACGGCACCACCGCCAUACCGGGCGGCUCACCGUCACCGUAUCAUCAGGCCCAGCCGGGCUCGCAGAUGUCGAGUCAUAGUCCUAGUGGAAGCAGCAUUAAGUCCGAGCCGACGAGCCCGGCGAGCGGUGGUGGCAUACACACCCCGACGCCGACGGGCGGCCCGACGACCACGGGGGCAGCGGUUCCCGUCGGCCAAACCGUCAAGCGGGAAUACAUGGGCCAGCCGCAGGGGAACCAGCAGACGCAGGGUGAUCUCAGGCAGAUGAUCUCGAUGUACUUGCCGCAGGGUGUCGAACAGGGGGUUGUGCAUGCCGGUGGCGUCUACUCGCCGGGACCGUCGCCUGACUUGUCGCAGCAUUCGCAUCAUACGUCGUCUAUUCAGCUUCAACACAUGGAUAUCGUAGCUUAAAGUGGGGCACGCUUCGACGGACGCCUGUGCAGAUGGACAUCUCACGUUAGGGGGUAACAAACGUAAGGGGAGAGGAGGAAAGAAAAUGCGGGAGAUGAAAAUACGAAGCAAAGGGGACCGCAUAGCGAGAGCGAGCGAGCGUGAGAGUGGAAUGGGUGGGUGGCAGGGAGGAAGAAAAAGAGAUAAAACAUAGUUGCACGACACUUUAAGGGGGCUAUUGUCCACUUUUACCAAUGUAGAUUAGAUUCAAUCUUGGCUCAACGUGCUUUUUAUCUUUUCUUACUUCUGGAAUUGUAAAAAGUGAGCUAAACCAAAAUUAAAGUUAAUCAGCAUCGGUAGAAAUGGACGCACAUUAAUGACAAGGCUGCGUCUUAUCUCUUUCUCUUCUUCCUUUCCGCGAGAAAGCGCUCUCGCGUCCGCUACGCGAAAGGCCGCGCCUUCGCUCGCAUUCACAUCUCACGAAAGACUCUCUCCAUCAACGUCGUCCAUACUGCACAUUAUCACCGACCGCGCGUCCUCCCUAUUCGGCGUCGAUAGGGAUAUCCAUGAAGACAUUCGACCUGUAGAAGACGUCAAUAACAUUACUUGCGUUGUGUGCUCCCGUAAAACGACCGAAUAUUGCCAAAGAGGUGAAACGAUAUAGGUAAUAUAGGACCGGACGCGUUGUAUAUCCAUAUCAGUUCCAUUUGAAUCCCGACAGCAUCUCAACUUAGUAUCAGCCGUAAUUCAUGUAUUUCUUCAGAUUUUUGUUAAGGUACCUUUGUAACAGUGAGAUAUUAUUCGUCCGAUUCGCGAGACGCAAUUGUUAAUUUCCAUCGCAAUCUCACUUAUCUCCACCGUUAUUUCUGCGUUUCCCCAUUUAAUAACAAGAAAUCAUUAAUUAAACAAUAGCCCGACAAUAGAAAUAAUAAUUAAAUACUUACAUUGGAAACGAGCCAGCGCAAUUUCUUGCAUUAAAAGAAGAUGGAACGUAUGGGUAUACGAUAAGCUAAGAUUUUUAUAUAUAAAAUUUUUUUAUCGGCAAAAUAAAAUCUAAAAAAAAGCGAAAAAUUAUUUUCUUGAUAUUAUGUAACAUUUCAAAUGCCUUAUUUACAACUGUUGCAAGGUAUAUGUAGAUAUAUAUAUAUUGCAAUAUUAAGCUAUUGCUUUUGGAGACGGUCAGUUUCUUACACGUAGUGUAAAUACCAUCAUCGCAGUAUCGUCUUAGUAAAUUUUAUUAGAUGUCUACGCGUAAACAGUGACAAUGCACAAUCUAAAAUAUUUAAUUUAACGCAGCUUACGAACUAAAGGGCCGAAUGGAGCCGUGGGCGAACGAUGAUGGUCCUGUUGUAAGCAUCUUCGAUGCUACAACUAUUACAAUCGAUUAUUGUAAACAGCACUAAUCUGACGAAAACCGCUUCUUUUAUUUUUAAGUAAUACAAAAUCAAUUCUCUCAAUUAGUUCUGUCGAUAUUCAGUAACCCAAAGAUAAUUUUCACUUAAGAGGCAUUAACCCAAAAACAAAACGGUCCACAUUUCUCCUAGAGUAGAGUGUGUUACGAACAGUCCAAAUGAUUACUAACUGUGGGCCCCAAAAUGGGUCGCCGUCUUCUUUUUCCAGAAUAUUCAGAAUAGCUUCUCUUGAUUAAAGUAUUCCCCAUUGAACGUGCAUUCUGCGAUAGACAUCUACUGUUCGUGUAUAAUAUGUUUGAGAUAUUAUAAAAUCGUCGCAACUGUAUAUAGUGUAUCUGUAAAUAGAUAUGUAUAUAUACAAAGUAUACAUAGAGUCCAAAGAGAGUAUGUGCAUUUUCGUGAUAGCUUCAUUAUCACGAGAGCUUAGAGAGAAAUGGGAUGGAGUUGGCGGGGAUUGAGCAGUUUUUUUUUUUGACGAUGACGUAUUUACGCUGAAAGGUAGACGAUAUAGAUAAUGUAACACCAGUGACGGUAUCUGUGCGUAAAAAAAGGUAUAUUGUUAUUCCCGACUUCUCGAAAUAGAGCUUAAUUCCGAUGAGCUUUGCAACAAGUGCUAACAAGUCGUUAGUAUCACACGAAGUGCAGUUCGUUUAAUAGCGUAGAAGAACCUAUCGGAAUCAGCUUCAUUUUCAGAACAACCGAACAAUAAUAUUCUUUUUGUAUAUAAUUUUCGUUUUCUCCGAGCGCUUGAAGUAGCAACGGCUUAUGAUUUUCGUCAUUGUAGCGUAUAAAUAUUAAUUUUGUAUCGUAUUAUUAUGAUUAUCAUGUUACGUGCCCGUUAGUUAUUAUUAUUAGUUGUAAAGGGUAUACGAUUUUUUAAGUUACUGUUAUCAUCCUCGCCUUGAUACAUUAUGUUCGAAUCGAGCAUCCGCAAUGCUCGGAUGCGCUUGUAUUCUUAUAGUUUGACUCUGUCUUGUGGAUGACGAUGACUCACUUCGUAUUACUUGAAAAGUACCCGAAACCAACGUAUUUCGCUAAAUAACGGAAUACGCCGGUUGGAUCGACUGCAAGUCGCUUGCUUUAAUUAAUGCAUUAUCAUCGAUUGUCAUUGUUACACCGUAUUUCUUCUAACCGAAAUAGUAUCUCGUCGUCGUCCUCGUGAUUCGUUUAUGAAUAAAAAGUAAUAGAUAUGUAUAUGCGAUACAAUAUUUCUCUCGUAAAAAUGCCCUUUCGGGCCAACCUAACGAGGCUUUAGAGUUUAACCGUAGAUUUUUUACGAGCAGCUAGCCUCCUUGAUUAAUCUCUGUAACUCACAUACCUCUGUGAUAUGUGAAGUCGAAGGAGAGCGUGUAGUUUAUUUAAUGCAAUUCUGUUUAUGACGAAUUAGUGUUUCACAUAUGUAUAUACCUUUAUGACAUAACUAUAACGAGUCAUGUGUAACAAGCACUAAAAUAGUGUAUGCAGUGAUGAUAAUAGUAACGAGGCAUCGAUGAUAAUUUGAUAAUCCUCGCAUGACGUCCUCAUUGUUUUAUUGCGAAACCUCGACGAACGAUGGGCGAAAUUCAAUCCUUAAGUGCUCAUUGAUUUCGAGCGAAUCAUUUUUGUUUCGGCCAUUUUCUUUUUUUUAUUUUAUUUUAAAGACAAUCGAAGAGACUAGUUGUUCAUAAAAUCCUUUACUUUCGAAUUGCAAAUAUCAGUUUGGUUUAAAGGAACAAAGUGCCGGCUCGCAAAACAAAAAUGACUCUCGACACUAGUGUGCUUAAGGGUUCUUAAUUUCCCAAUUAGUUUUUUCUUUUAACAGGCAACCGACGCGCAUAUGCAUAAAUCAUUAUCGAAUCCCAUUAUUAACUUUCAGCUCGAAGCGGGAGUGUUGUAAUAAACGAAAGUAUCUAUGUUUCGGAUGCCGAAGAGAUUUUGCCCGUGCAAAGUCUCCUUUGUGCCCUAACAAUCUCAAUCGAUGCUUGCUGUUGCGAUUCGAUCUGUGAUAAGAAACAUUCAUAAGAAAAGUAUCUUGUAUGUAUACGAGAUGUACACGAGUGUGCGGUGCUCUACGUUAAAUAUGCCUUCAUUAUUUUCAUACUUAUUCGUUACAGUUUACUCGUUGUUAAUAUUUUCUUUGCCUUUUCUCAAAAUAUGUAAAAAUGUAUUACAUAU